Messenger RNA from Dunckerocampus dactyliophorus (ringed pipefish), 1311 nucleotides. RefSeq names its product autophagy related 101 (gene atg101). Gene Ontology annotation, cellular component: phagophore assembly site. The coding region runs from base 380 to 1036 and encodes 218 amino acids. Gene Ontology annotation, biological process: autophagy; autophagosome assembly. NCBI's taxonomy places the organism in Eukaryota, Metazoa, Chordata, Actinopteri, Syngnathiformes, Syngnathidae. The record is from RefSeq and is a predicted model, not a curated record. The transcript is spliced from 2 exons.
CUAAGUUUUAUGUACAUUUGUUGUGGCUGUUUAUUGUCCGGUGUGUUUGGACUGCGGGACUUGCCGUAGAAUGUACCACUGACGUAAUCACUGCUCCUUCCGGUCCCAUUUGAAGCAAACAUUUAGCCAGCUAGCUUGCGGCUAGUAACACACCAGUCCUAGACAAACACAACGAUUUACAUUGUAAAAUUUAGGGAUAGGUGUCUUCACACAACACACGUUUCAUCCCUGAAAUACUACUACGCAAAUGGUUGGACCCGCAUGUCCUUUGCGGCUACACCAGACGCGUUGAGCAGUGGCUAACUAGCUUGUAAACAGACGCCAUCACCACCACCAUCUUCGAGUUAUUGCCGUUAAUCGGUUGACAGCGGGCUUGGAAAUGAAUUGUCGAUCCGAGCUUCUUGAAGUUACGGUGGAGGCAAGACAGGUUGAGGAAGCAAUGUUGUCUUUGCUGCACACAAUUUUGCUGCACCGCAGCACUGGGAAAUUCCACUACAAAAAGGAAGGCACCUACUCGAUUGGCACCGUGGGCACCCUGGACAUCGACUGCGACUUCAUCGACUUCACUUUUGUCAGAGUGUCCUCAGAAGAACUCGACAGGGUGAUCAGAAAGGCUGUGUCUGAAUUCAAGGACGCUUUGAGCAACUCUGGCAGCGAUGGCAUCGGUCAAAUUUCUCUGGAAUUCUACCAGAAGAAGAAGUCCCGCUGGCCUUUUUCAGACGAGUGCAUUCCCUGGGAAGUGUGGAGCAUCAAAGUCAACGUCGUCAACCUAGCGAACGAGCAGGAAAGGCAGAUCUGCCGGGAGAAAGUGGGUGAGAAACUGGGCGAAAAGGUGAUCAAUGUUGUCGAAGUUAUAAAUCGCCACGAGUACCUGCCGAAGAUGCCCACCCAGUCUGAAGUGGACAACGUGUUUGACACAAGCCUGAGAGAUGUGCAGCCUUACCUGUACAAAAUUACAUACCAGAUCACUGACUGUCUGGGCACGUCUGUGAGCACCACCAUGAGGAGACUGAUAAAGGACACCCUGGCACUGUGAAGUUAACCUGCUACGCCAGAUGCUUUCAUACUACGCUGUCUUGUCACCUACAUUAUGGCCAAUCUUGUCAGCAAUACUGAUUGAUGAGUAGAUGGUGUCUCUUGCUUAAACCACUGGAGUGAAAACAUUUUGCUUCGUGAUAAAACUGCUGCUGCUAUUUACAAAUGUUAGAAUAGGCAUUCCCUUAUGGAACAGUGACACAGCCACAGCUUUUGCCUAGCUCCCCUCAAAGGACGCUCAUCUUUCCAGCAGAUAGUCUGGACUUUUUUUUUUUU